ACAGAUCAGGAUGCGGUUCUACGGUUUAACUCUAUUGGCUCUUAGCUGCCUGGUGGCUUUUCCGGGCUCCACUGCUGUACAAUUGGCUCCGAUACGUGUGUUUUCUGCCAAUGGAACCCAAGCCAGUAACUUUGCCUUGGAACUGAGGGGCGUUAUCCGCCAGGUGCCAGUGGAUCAGCUCGAGAAACUGGUCCAGACCUAUUUGCUGAACGAUGCCGAGUUCCAGGGUUUGAUUAGAGUUGUUAACUCCCUGCCGGCCUAUCGAUUCAUCCGUCAAGUGGGAAACCAGCCGGAGGUCCGCCAGUUGCAGCAAUGGAUCACCCAACAGUUGAUCUUGUCCGGCGGUUCUCCUAAGAUCUUUGAGUACCUGGAACUGGAGAUUAAGAUCUUCAACAAGUAUCCCUACUGGUCACAGAUUGUAAGCGGCAUUCAGGGAUUCCAGCAGGAGUUUGUGCAGAUUUAUCCCGUGCAAUUGAUUCGUUCUUUGCUGGAACCCAGUUCCACCCAAACGAGUCCUCUUUUAUCCGAACUUUGGCGUCGUCUGGUGGCCUUGCGUCCAGUUUAUGAGAGGGUCAUAGCCUCACCUCAGGGCAAGGCCAUCACUGGAGAACUACAGAGAGUGGGUUUGGAUAUAAAUGGUGUGGAUUCAUUGAUACGCUAUCAAUUCGGCUGGAGCAAUGCCACUUGGGGUGUGCCCUCAUAUGACUAUUCAGAUAACCUGUAUUACUAGAAAGGAUAUAUCUGAAAUCGAGUAAAGGAUUACUGGAUAAACUACGACACUCGAAAAGAACGGAAACGAGUAUAUAUUGGAACGAAAAGUGUGACUUAUAUAUGCUAUCCUAUUUAUAUAUUAAACAGCAUCAUAAAUAUCAAUAUUAAACAUAUCAGUAAAAGUGAAAGUGCA
This is a messenger RNA of Drosophila serrata, 904 nucleotides long. RefSeq names its product materazzi (gene mat). Lineage: Eukaryota; Metazoa; Arthropoda; Insecta; Diptera; Drosophilidae. The record is from RefSeq and is a predicted model, not a curated record.